Molecule: messenger RNA, 1127 nt
Organism: Melanaphis sacchari
Lineage: Eukaryota; Metazoa; Arthropoda; Insecta; Hemiptera; Aphididae
Product: peptidyl-tRNA hydrolase 2, mitochondrial-like
Exons: 3
Coding region: 285-1007 (240 amino acids)
Cellular component (GO): mitochondrion; cytosol
Molecular function (GO): peptidyl-tRNA hydrolase activity
Source: RefSeq, a predicted model, not a curated record
CAUUAGCACAUGCUGAUGUUUUUUGUUUAAAUUUUGUAAGGUGUAAAAUGUUUAAUAUAAAAUAUAAGGAAGUAGACACUAGGCAGAAAGCUGCUGAAUAAUACGGUUUAUAACGUAAUGAACACUUCUAUACGUUUUAGAUUUUACAUAUAGUAUUUACAGACUUACAGUGUAAAUUGUAGAAAAGUCGAAUGACUUUAUUAAUAACUUAAACUAAAAAAAGAUUCAUAUUUUUACUUUAAACCAAACUAUUGAGUAUCGGCAAUAUCAUUACUGUGUUUAAAAUGAGUUUUAUAACUAAUACAUUUUAUGGUGGAUUAACUUCUGGUAUACUGAUUGGUCUGGCUUUUAAUAUGAUCAAGAAUUAUUUUCUUUGCAAUAAAGGGACAAGUGAAGAUGAAAAAAGUGUGGGUGAAAGUCAACAACCUAAAUUGUCAAUAAAUAAAAAUGGAGAAUUCAAAAUGGCAUUAUUGGUUCGUCAUGAUUUGAAAAUGGGCAAAGGCAAAGUUGCAGCACAAUGCUCACAUGCAAUUGUGCACUGUUAUGAAGAAGGCUUAAGGUUAAGUCCAAAUGAAAUAAAUAACUGGGAGUCAAACAAUAAACCAGUGAAUAUAUUCAAGGUAGCAGAUGAAGAAACUAUGUUAAAAUUUCAACAAUUAGCCAUUGAAAAAGGAUUCAAUACCUAUGUAGUAGUAGACGCAGGUCGUACACAAGUAGCACCCAGAUCUAAAACAGUAAUGGCUAUAGGCCCAGCUGAAAGUGAGUGUGCAGUUGUAUCAGUUAUUGCGUACAAUAAAACUAAAUUGAGCAAUUUACCCUCCAAAUGUGCUAGAGUUGUUUUACGUGCUCCAGAUUUAAAAACAUUAGAAUGUAUUCAAAAGCAAUGCAAGUUAUUUGACAUUCCAACAGCAAACUUUACUGAAAACGAUCAAAUGACAGUUUUAGCAAUUGGUCCAGCUAAUGAAGUUUCUAUAAAUGCUCAAGUGCAUAGUUUAAAAUUAUACUAAUAUUAUUUACUAUUAAUACUUGAAUGGUAAAUAUUUCCAUGCUAUGUAUUUUACUUUUUAUUAAACAAUAAUUGAAAAGUGUUUAAAAUUAUAAUAUAAUGAACAAAUUAUAUUUAUCUA